Messenger RNA from Phragmites australis (common reed), 1241 nucleotides. Its product is annotated as chloride conductance regulatory protein ICln-like. Gene Ontology annotation, cellular component: spliceosomal complex; cytosol. The coding region runs from base 153 to 851 and encodes 232 amino acids. Gene Ontology annotation, biological process: mRNA cis splicing, via spliceosome. NCBI's taxonomy places the organism in Eukaryota, Viridiplantae, Streptophyta, Magnoliopsida, Poales, Poaceae. The transcript has 7 exons. The record is from RefSeq and is a predicted model, not a curated record.
AGUAGCCACUAGCAAAACAUUUCCCAACACACAGCACGGGAACGGUCUUCCACCACCGCUAAACCCUCUCGAAAGAAUCCCCAAAUCUCGCACACCCCGAAGCCUUCAAGGCCCGAAACCCUAGCUUCUCGGCCUCCCCAGCGCCACCCCCAAUGGCUCCAGGACUCCGCCGCUUUACCGACAUUGCCGGCGACGGCGCGCCUCGGCUCGACGCUGCAUCCGGCGAGGAGCUGGUCCGCGUGGAUCGCUCAGCCUCUGUCGCCCUCGGUCGCCGCCCGCCGGAGCCCCCGGGGACCCUCUUCGUCACCACCAGGAGGGUGAUUUGGCUAAGCGAGACGGAGAAGGGCAACGGCUGCGCGGUGGACUUCCUCGCCAUCUCACUCCACGCCGUGUCGCGCGACCUGGAGGCGUACCCCUCGCCCUGCAUCUACACGCAGAUUGAGGCAGAAGUUGGCACUGAUGAGGUGGCUGGUGAUUUGGAUCCUGAAGCAAAUAGUGAAUUAGAGUUAUCAAGAGUCUCUGAAAUGCGCAUCAUACUGGCUGACCCUGGCCAAUUGGAUGCACUCUUUGAUAUUUUCUGCAACUGUGCUGAACUAAAUCCUGAUCCUAAUGCUGAGCGCAAUGGGGAGAAUGGUUGGUUCCACAGUGAUGAUAUGGCUGAUGGUGGUUGGGUUCAUGGCGAUGAAGACAUGGUUGAUGAGAAUGGCCCUGAGCCCCCAUUCAUCAGUAUUGACCCGAUUGGUCAAAAUGGUGGAUAUGACCUCAAUCGUUCAGUACUUGAGCUUCAUAUCAAUGACCAGCGUUUUGAAGAUGCAGAGGAAGAGAAGGAGAGCAGUGAAAAUGGACAUUAGGAAGGCACCAUGUGGCUUGUUUUGUUGUAGAUCACUACCGAUGCAGCUUGGUUUGCCUCAUACUGUUUCGUCCUCGUUCUCUUUCAUUUUCCAUUCUGGAUGUUAUAGGAUUAACAUCUCUGGGCGACUUUGUAGAGUUGCAUCGAUGGUUGCUUUUGGUGAGAAGAAGGUCUUGCUGCUGGUCAAGAAUGUAACUUGUAGAGCAUGAUGAAGAAUCAAGUGAAAGUAGUUCAGUACUUUUGAUCUAACAAGUAGAAGGUGAAAUGGGGAAACGAAAUAUAUUAUCUUUCCCCUUGUAUGUUAUGGUACAAUUAUGUUACUCCUAUUUAGAAUCACUGGUUUAAAAGUCAAAUUGGGUGGAAAUAGGACGCAUUUUGCGUGUUGCCUGGA